Acanthaster planci (crown-of-thorns starfish) is the source of this 5577-nucleotide messenger RNA. RefSeq lists its product as uncharacterized. The record is from RefSeq and is a predicted model, not a curated record. Gene Ontology annotation, cellular component: membrane. NCBI's taxonomy places the organism in Eukaryota, Metazoa, Echinodermata, Asteroidea, Valvatida, Acanthasteridae.
ACCGCUAGCGGCUAGGCUGUGGUAGGACUACGCUCAAAACUAUCGACAUGGAUGACGAACAAGUGAAAGACACGGGCAAGGAAUCACCACUACGCAUCCAAAACAAUGAUCUGGACGAGACACUGCCACCCUGUAAGGAGUGUGAGAGGCAUUUCUUCUCCAGAACCAACACAUUCAAUGUGUUUGAUGGGGCGGUUGUCCUGAUAUCGAUGGUCACGUUUGCUGCCGACAUUGUGACGGAUGGCCUGGCAGCAAGUCAAUAUUUUGUCUACGGGGAACCAGGCUGGGGUUGCCUGACUCUCAGUUUUACCCUGGUUCCCUCCAUCAUCAUACAGUUGUUCAGUGCACGCUGGUACUUAGCUGAUGAAGACAUGACUGGUUGGAGAUGGGUCUUCCAUUGCUGCCUCCUUGGACCCAUAGAGAGAUAUCUCACUGUCUUUGAGACUGGACUGGAAGCCCGACGGAGCAGGGAUCCACUUGACUUUGAGCGUUUACAUCACCAGCAGAGUGAUGUGAGCAUGCUUCGUUUGUUUGAGUCAUUUUUGGAGUCGGCUCCCCAAGUUGUCUUGCAGCUCUACAUCAUGGUCGCGACCAACGAUGAAAACCUCUUCACAGGUAUAGCCUGUAUAGUGUCACUGAUAUCUCUCUGCUGGGCCAUGGUUGCCUACAAUCGUGCACAUCGCCGCGUAAGAGCGGACAAGAACAGCGUGUCAAUAGCUGGCGCUGCCCUCCAGACUAUCUGGCGCAUCGGAAUGAUCUCGUCGCGCGUUGUUGCCCUGGUGCUGUUUGCCUCUGCCUUCCGAGCUUACACGUUUUUGGUAGUAGGGAUACACUGGCUGGCCAUGGUGGCCUGGGUCUACCUCCAGCAGACCGACUUCUGCGACUCCUGGCUGGAGGAGAGGCUCUUCAACUGUGUCGUGGCAACUGUCUACAUUUUCUGCUUCUUCAACCUGAAGGAGGGCAACACGCGGUACCGCAUCAGCAUCUUCUAUCUGGUGGUUGCCGUAGAGAACGUGGCAUUGCUACUGCUGUGGCACCAUUUUGGGAUGCUGGAGGAUUGGUACACCUUCCUGGGGUUCACGGUGGUGUUUGGUGGCUUCAUCAUUGGUGUCACAACAAUGAUCUUGUACUACAAAUACUUCCAUCCCAGAGGGGCCAUAUCAUUCUGUAACAGCGCCCCCCGUGACAAGAAUGACAUCUGUCAACACGGUAAGUCCAACCGUCUGUCAACUCUCGGUCAUCGCCACGACAACUUGGAUGCCGAGAUCUUUCGCCGCUCCAGGACCCCUUCUCCACAGAACUCCCCUCACGAUGAGCAAGCUGGUCACUGCUUGGAGGGCCCAUACCCUGAUAUGGCAGUAACCCCCCAUAAGUAUUCACCCCCCAAGACUAACCCUGACUGUUUGGAUUGGCGAACAGUACCCCCGCUCAGGAGCAAGAGCUUAAGCUGCUUGCUUUCAACAGAAAAGGAAUGCCUAAAUGGAAGACAGUUCUCACAAGGUACCAGAUCGUUACAGUGCCUGGAGGAAACGGGUCGUCCAUCUAAACUAUCAUCAUUCCCUCCCCAAAAGUGCCCAGAAUCGUGCACUUGUAGUUUUCAAGCUUAUGAGCUGUCGGGCUUUGCCACGGACUUGGCAGAUAGAUUUGAUAGGUGCAAAGAACUGGCACUUGCUGAGUCGUUACUGUCCGACGAGUCGAAGUUGAGUCUGUACUCUGCCCGGCCAGGUGCUGCUGUGAACCAAACGCCAUGCCGAGCUUGCCUGAAUUUGGGGAACAGUCAGUUAAAGCCAAUAGCAUCAGUUGGGAACAGGUUCCGAUCCCGUUCCCAACCAAGUACACCAUCAGUCACCCAUUGGAGCAGUCCUGCUUAUUAUGAAAUCCACCAAUACCCCCACCCCGCUGUCCAUUUGGCCACUAGCACUGAGGCCCACCACCCACCCACUCCUCAAAAUGCUGUGAUUCCAGAAAGUACAGAUAAUGCAAUGGAAAUCAGCCGAGCGUCGGCUGACUUGCCUCCAAUGCCCAGCUUCAUUGAUUCCCCUCAAACGGCUGGCAAAUUGAAUGCAUAUGAAAUCCAGAAAAUAUAUGAUCAGAUACUUGAGAGGGAGCCCUUGCCCCGUGUCUCUAAAAGACAGUUAAAGUUUGAUAAGGAUCUUGAAGACUGUCAUGUGAAUUGCCAAGGAGGUCCCAUUUCCAACUUUAGCGAGGCUUUUCAAAAUUGUCCCGGGGCUGUUGACAAAGCCAGGCAACCCAAAAGUCAGUUUGGCAAAGACGCUGCCUUAAAUAUAACAAAAUGUAACCAGUUGCUCGAUGCAAAACUCAAAGCUUCAGCCAGAACUGAUGAACAUAAAAAGAAACCUUUCAAGUGUAAACUGCAGAGGGCGGAAAAGCCUGAACACGAUGAGAGUGAAUCAUUUCCAGACAUAUACUGUGAGCAACUGAUAACUAGCGAGGCCAAGCAGCCUGAAAAUGAAAGAAGACUUUCAGAAUGUGUGUCCAAUGUAGCAGACCUCCCUUGCGAUUCUGCCCCUGACAGUGAAGACUACAGGCACUUCAUGCAGCAGACAAAUCCCGGUGCUUGCCCAGAGCUAGGCACGCUGUCCCCAGAGGUUCUUGAGCCUAACCAAAUACCACAACAAGCUGGCGUUAAUGUCUCCGCUCUUGCUGGACCACCAAGUCCACGAGGACACGUUGUUCCCAAUCUGGGAGGAAGCCAUAGUACAGUGGCCUGCUUUCGUAGAUUGUCGAUGCAAGAUGUUGCCGAGAACGAUACCCUGGUUAACAUCCCUGUCGUCUCAAAGAUCUCUCACAAGGUCCAAGGAGGCGAAAAUAUCACUCCUGACCCGAUCACAGGCCCCACUGAUGAAACCGACAUCUAUCCAUUCAACCAAACUUCUGAUCGUCGAUCAGUCUGUCCUAAGAACCUCUGCCAAGUUUCCACAGUUGGAAACUUGAAGGAGGAAGACUGUGAAAACCGUAUGAACGCAGAACCAGCCUGCGUCAUCGAAAAUGCCCCUUCCUCUCCCUCACUUUCCCCCUGUCCUUUCGAGCCGAUCGGUACAAACGGUAACAAAAGCAACCAUCUCAGUCCCACGCAGACCACUCGUGAGCCAAAGCCCCUGGAAGACUCCACCUUUGCCGGUGACUCGCGGAAAAAUGGCCAGCAUUUCAAGAAAGCACAGAGAAGCGUUCUUCUUGCAUCAGGAAACAAGAACCCCCCGCCCGCUCCUCUGCCUGUCCCGAGUUCGCCUCGCGGCGCAAGUCCCAAGGGCCACAAGGCCAGGCUUGGUCAGACAGGCGCUUGCCUGUCGUUGGAUGUUCCCAUCGCCCGCUCCGGACAGGGCAAAGAGAACAACAGCCCCUUGACUCCCCUGAGUGCCAGGUUGGCCCUCCUGUCUCCCACUCCCAACCCUUCCCCAGCCCUAAAGAAGCCUCCACGGAAAUCCCUGGGUAGAAUCCCGACCAAUCUCGUGGCUGACAAGGUGGCCCUUUUUAACAAUUAACUAAAUGCGACGAACUUAACAGAAAUGUGGGCACCUUGCAUUUGGCAAUAUGCCAAAAUGGCUGAUGGCAAAACAAGACCACAGUGCUACAUCGUAGCAUCAGAACGUGCUCUUCUAAACAUUGAAAUAAUGCAUAGAUAUCAUUACUGGAAACCAAAACAGAAGUGAAAUUUGAGCUUUUUAAUACACACAUGCAAUAUUUCCUCGGCGUAGCUUUGCCCUGUUGAAAUGUAAUUGCAGGUAGGAUGAAUACAUGGUUCAUUUCCGUGCGAAUACAUAAUUACCUCUUCACACAGUUAUAUAUCCAUAUUUUGAUGGACACAAAAUAAAUACUGGUCGGGCUAGUUUGCUUGCGUUUGGAUUUGUUUUACCAGUGAUAUAAUCACACGUUGCAUUAUUCAAUUCUAAACACACUUUAAAGUGAAAGGUUCGUUUUAUUUUUUCAAGUCGAAGUUUUAUUUAUUUUGUACAGCGAUGCAUGCACUGUGCAUGGUACAUUAGUUUUCCGUUUGUGUCUUUUAAAUGUAGGUCCUACCUAUAUUGUUACAUACAUCUCUCUUCGACUUUCGCUUUUUACUUGCUUGCCUUUUUUUUCAAUGCAGCGACGUAUACAUUCUGCAGAAAGAAGAAGUAAUAUACUCUUUCUAGUUGUUUUGACAUAACUGUAUAUUUAGUAUUAAUCCUACUACAUGUACAUGUGUUAAGCCGCGCUGUGUACUCUCGAUUUCGGCGUAUGCUUACCAGGAGUUCCCUGGUUCCCUGUAAAUGUUCAAUCCUCGCUUCGGGGCGAGGGUGUGUCUGUCUCAAGUCUCCUGAAAAGUGUUCAGGAUGUUAAUACUUUUUCACACAUCAGUUGUCGUCACUGAAGAAUUGCCGCACUGCUGCCCGCCUGUGGGACGACAGAUAUUCUGUAAAACUAUUUUGUGAAUUGUACAGAAUAGAUUCACGGGGAAGCAUUUUGGCGAGAGAACUAGUUUGUGCAAAUAGGCGACUCCACUUAAUUUUAUGAAUUGCACAUGCGGCUUGUGGAGCACGGGCUUGUUUGAUAUGUUUAAUGCGCGAAACAUGUAAAUUCCAAACAGACAAACAGAAACCACGAAUUUUAGUUUUGUGCAUCAAGUAGUCCAAAGGAUAAUGUUUAUGAAAUAUGAAUUACAGUAUAGUGUAUUUUGUUCCAACAAAAGUGUUUUAACGACGAUUAGAUUACAUUUUUAGUAAUGUACUUGCAUGACUCACGUUGAUAUCUUUUAAACACCCUAAAUUCAAGGCUCAUGUUAAACUUUUAUAAAACCAAAACAAUGUGGUCAGCACUAUUAUUUAUAAAAUAGGACACCAUCUUAAAAAAAUGAAGGGACGUAUCUCUGGGUUUCGUUUUUAAAGAAAUGAUGGUAUUUUAGAAUAGCACGUCUUAUUUGUACUGUUAAACAAGUGCAGAAUAACGGUAUCCGAAAAAAUGCAACAUGUAGGCCUACGUACAUAAUACUUGCCAUAUUUUACCGUAAAUGCAUGUACACAUCGUGUUUAAUAACUUAGCAGUUCUGCCAUUUAUUUACUCCAUUAUUGUGUCACUUUGCUGGCUAGUGUUUUACGUUAAUACUGGUGUACAUGUAUGUUAUUGGGAUGAAGUCGGGUGGGCUUUGGGAUGGAGGUGUGUUCCACUUAAGGUGAAGGGGGGCGAUCCGCCCAUUCUGCAGAAAUUGGCUGCUCAGUUAUAAUACAGGGGUGUGAGAAUCCACCUUUUUAGCUGAUUUCAGCUUUUUCGGGGGGGGUAGAUGUUGACCCCGAAUUUCAACUUUUAUGUACACCUGGUCUGUACAAAAGUAUGGGAACUUUUUACAUUUCAGCUUUUUGCCAGCUGUUUUCAGCUUCAAUUUUAAGUGGCCACUCACACCCCUGAUCAUCGGAUGUGCACCACACAUGGUUAAAUCUGGCUUGUUUAUAGCGUACCCGUAAAAACGCCGGGUAAAUAUGGGCUUGUUAGCUCCAAAUGGCACAAAUAUUGCACGAUAUCUGAAUAACGUGCCUAUGCGAAUGGUUCGAAAUAAAAAUUGUUUAUUUUUCGGAUAGUUUUUGA